This is a messenger RNA of Aplysia californica (California sea hare), 1869 nucleotides long. RefSeq names its product leucine zipper transcription factor-like protein 1. Gene Ontology annotation, biological process: negative regulation of protein localization to cilium. The transcript has 10 exons. Lineage: Eukaryota; Metazoa; Mollusca; Gastropoda; Aplysiida; Aplysiidae. The record is from RefSeq and is a predicted model, not a curated record. Gene Ontology annotation, cellular component: cytoplasm. Bases 465 to 1370 code for a protein of 301 amino acids.
GUUGUCACUACAGCUUUUUGGCAACAGUGUGCGACUAUUAGAUCUAAUGUACAUAAUUAAUAUGAUCAGAGGGCAUUGAUUCAUAUCCUCUGGAUUAAUAAUUAACACAGUUCUAAAGAUUGUUGGGAAAGCAGGGAAAAGGCAGCAUGACAACCAGGCAAUACAGCAAUUUCUGAGAAGAAAGCAAACCAAACAUUUCUACAUUUGUCAAACAGCCUUGCAAUAAAUAUGUACGCACAUUAAAAUAUUGUAUUAUUACCAUGAGUGUAAUUUCCAAUAUCAUAAGAUUAAAAUGAAAAGAAAUAUAUUUUCAAGAAACCGGCAAGUCCCAUUUACCUCGGUACUAGUAGCCUCGGUCUCACCAACCACAUCGCAUCCGUAAACUAAAUUUUUAGGCCAGGUCUCAGAGGCCUCUGGAGACGAAUUUGUUGAUAUAACGAGAGAGUACAAAACGAGCAACCAUCAUGGCUGAGUUGGGUGUAAAUGAGCAUCACCAGCUGCAAAUAGUCAACUAUAUUCGAUUUGCUCGUUACCAAAGAGGACAGAGAUUGCGAGCUGUUGAUGUCUGUUUUGAGGAAUUAAAGGAUAGCAGGUUGACAGAUGACACGUUUACCGUGGAUGAAGUUGUCGACAUGCUUGACGGCCUUCUGGCUGUGGUGAGGUCAGAGGUUGAGUCGGAGCUGAUCCACACGGCACACACCAAUGUACUUAUGACGCGACAAAUGUGCAUGCAGGCUGAGAAGUGGCAUCUAAAGCUGUCCGCUGAUAUCUCGGAACUGGAAAAUAGGGAAUUGCUAGAACAGAUCAAGGAAUUUGAAGAAAGAGAAUUUUCUGGAGCCAAGAGAGACAAAGACUUUGUUCCCAAAAAAUUAAUGCCUAUCAAUGAUACCGGUUUAACAACUUUGCUAAAUAUGAAAAUCGAUGAACUUCAGUCAGAGAAUGAAAUGUUGCUUCAGAGACUGUCCAAGUUUGACAAGGAGUUCGCCAGCAAUUACCAGAGAACCAAGUCGCUGACCUCUGACCUUGAGCGCAUGCAGGAUGAACUGAGAGCAAAGGGCACACGGCCGAACGCUUCACAACAGGAAGUGGAGGAGAUGACCCGCAGGAUGUCAGAGCUGCAGACACAAAUUGACCAGGAACGUAAGAAGGGCCAGGUGUCCUCAGAGCAGGCUGAGAAAGAAAUGGCCAACACGAAACACGAACUGCUCAGGAUACGAGAGAUGUUGGAGAUGGCGGAGAAGGAACUGGAGAAAAAGGUGAGCCAGACCACACCGUUCAAAAACCUCAAGCAGAUGUUACAGCGCAAGAAUGACCAAAUGAAAGAACUACGCAAACGUUUGAUGAAAUAUGAACCAGUGACUGAUGAUUAGACACCGUAGUGGCCAGCCGAGUCUGAGAAGGUGACAUGAAUGAAGGAAUGAAAGAGUUGACUCUGGAGGAGUAGACAGAUCUGAAUGUCACUCUCUGAAGUGACUUGCUUUGUAAUCAUGAGUGUGUGUUUCGUUACCAUUCUCCCUGGGUGUGCCUUUUUUUUGUUGUCUCAUCAGGAAUACCUCCCCUCCCGUGUGAUAUUGUUUAUGUGGUGAUUAAGGUCAUCUUUGAAAAGCUGAAUUAAAUUCUACUCAUUCUUUUUUUUUUUUAGUUUAUCUUUUAACACUUUGCCAUCACAAGGCUCAUAUAAUAAAAACCCUUACCAUCAAAGGCAAAGGCAUUUCGGGGGAAAAUCCAAGGAAACUGGGUGGUAAACGAAGCAGAUCGGCGAGAUGUGACUACAAAAUGUUAAAUGCUUCAGCAAAGAGAAAACUGGAAGCCCAGAACAUGUUUUUUUUAGUUCUUUCUGUCUGUGUGGGACUCGUCUAUUUUACCAAA